AAUCGACGAAAAACGAACGAUUUAGUAUUUUGUAACGGCCAACAGUAACAAAAUAACUGUAAGUUGUAACCGACUUGUUUAGUCGUUAUAUUAAAUUUACUAUUUUCUUCAUCUGUUCCGAGUCUACAUGCGAUGCGUCUCAUCAUCAAUCGAUCAGAACACAAGCGAGUAGCAGAAGACAGUGAUGUUAGUGCCGUUGGCAGUGAUCAACAGGCAGUACACCUGUUGCCGUGCAAGAUUCACACUACCAAAUCAGAUGGUGACCGCCAGACAUUGACAGCGCCGGUCGACCGAUAUUUUAAUCCGUACAAAGCCGCAAUGGAUGAUGAAGACGCAUUGUGGCAUGCAUCAUUGCGUGGUAAGCCACUGACAGGCGUCAAACUCAGUAUGCCUGAUGGAUAUGUUGGUGUAUUGUGCGUCGGCGAGGAUAGCGAUGCCACUCAUAGUACAGUUGAUGAUUCUACAGCUACAGUAAAGUCAGUUACAGGGGAAGUAACUCAGGAGUUGAUGUACUGGAAUUGGGACCGCAUUCCGACGCGUGAAGACCCAUUGCUGUCAGCAUUUGACUGGGUUCGGGUAUCUGAAGCUAUUAUGACCAACAACGACUGACAUUUUUAUUUUAUAUGUUUCUACAUUAAUGUUUGCGUGAUAUUCAAUUUAUUUUUCAUUACAAAGAUGUA
Molecule: messenger RNA, 680 nt
Organism: Melanaphis sacchari
Lineage: Eukaryota; Metazoa; Arthropoda; Insecta; Hemiptera; Aphididae
Exons: 1
Coding region: 133-609 (158 amino acids)
Biological process (GO): RNA catabolic process
Cellular component (GO): ribonuclease H2 complex
Source: RefSeq, a predicted model, not a curated record